AUGAGGCUCCGCGGCGUGCUGCUCGUCCUGGCGCUCCUCCUGGCCGCCACCGCCGUCGUGCCGGUGCUGCUCCUGGGCGAGGACGACGACGACGGCGCCGCCGGCGUCGCGCCGGCGCCUCCGUUCAACUCCUCGCGUGUCAAGGCCGUCUCGUGGCAGCCAAGGAUCUUCGUGUACAAGGGGUUCCUCUCCGACGCCGAGUGCGACCACCUCGUGACUCUGGCGAAGAAGAAGAUCCAGCGGUCGAUGGUGGCGGACAACCAGUCUGGCAAGAGCGUCAUGAGCGAGGUGCGCACCAGCUCCGGCAUGUUCCUCAACAAGCGCCAGGACCCGGUGGUGAGUAGGAUUGAGGAGAGGAUUGCAGCGUGGACAUUUCUUCCUGAAGAGAACGCUGAGAACAUGCAGAUACUGCGCUACGAGCACGGCCAGAAGUACGAGCCGCACUUCGACUACUUCCACGACAAGAUCAACCAGGUCCGGGGAGGCCACCGCUACGCCACCGUGCUCAUGUACCUGUCCACCGUCCACAAGGGUGGCGAGACCGUGUUCCCCAACGCCAUGGGGUGGGAGUCUCAGCCCAAGGACGACACUUUCUCUGAGUGUGCACACAAAGGAUUGGCAGUGAAACCGGUGAAAGGCGACGCCGUGCUCUUCUUCAGCCUCCACGUCGACGGCGUGCCAGACCCGCUCAGCCUCCACGGGAGCUGCCCGGUGAUCCAAGGCGAGAAAUGGUCCGCGCCCAAGUGGAUCCACAUCCGGUCCUACGAGCAUCCCCCGGUAGUCCCGAAGGAAACCCAAGGAUGCGCCGACAAGAGCGAGCACUGCGCGGAGUGGGCCGCGGCAGGCGAAUGCGGAAAGAACCCAGUGUACAUGGUAGGCGCCGAGGGGUCGCCUGGGCAGUGCCGGAAGAGCUGCAAUGUCUGUGAUUCUUAG
Molecule: messenger RNA, 933 nt
Organism: Miscanthus lutarioriparius
Lineage: Eukaryota; Viridiplantae; Streptophyta; Magnoliopsida; Poales; Poaceae
Source: the annotation of a GenBank genome assembly